AACUACUAGCUCAGUGCUCUUAGCACGGUUCGGGGAACCGGUGCGCGUCCGGCUGAUCGAGUCACGGCGAGUGGAUUUUCGGCGGGCGAGAAAUCUCCCAUCCUCCCGUAACUUCCGGCGUGCGAUUAACGCGAGGCAACUUCGCCGUUUGACAAUGCGCAAUCGGGUGCCGGCGCAAAUAACAUCGAGAUAACGACGGUGAAAUUCACUUGACGAAAAUGUGGGCUAGGCGCGAUCGCUCGAUCUGACUCGCCUCGGUGAUGCGAAAGAAACAUGGAGGUACGAUCGAUGAGACGUCGGGACGUGUUUCUUCUAUCGCUGGUCACGUGGCUGACAAUUCUGCCGAUCGCGAGAUGCGUCUGUCCUGCCAGGUGUCUGUGCCACCUCAGCCAAUCGCCCAGGACCGUUGAGUGCUCGAGGCAAGGGUUACUGUCGUUCCCCGAAAACAUCAGCGAUGCGGUCGAGAACCUGGAUCUGUCGAGCAAUCAUUUAAACGAGAUCACCGAAGAAAUUAACCGGCUGGUCGAGUUACAUUACCUGAAUUUAGCCAAGAAUCAGCUGAGUUCCCUACCAAAUAAUCUUGAGGAACUAAGAAAUCUUCGUAGGCUAGAUCUAUCAGACAACAUUAUCGUAAAUACGGCAGCUAUUGCUUCCAUUAGCCAGCUACCGUCCCUGGCAGUUCUAUACAUCUCAAGGAAUCAAUUACCUGACUUGAAAGGGCUAACCAGCGAAGUGCUUCAGGCAGUGGAUGCCGGCCAUUGCUAUAUAAAAGAACUCGGCAACGCAUCCUUGAGUGGGCUGUCGGCGCUGACCACUCUCAGUCUCGUGGGAAAUCCACUGAAAAACAUUGAAUCGCCUGUCAGCAGGACACUGCGAUGGUUGGACAUGUCUGACUGCACUCUAAAUUAUCUACUGCCAGACACUUUUAGCGGAUUUCCGGAACUAGAGGAACUGCGUUUGGCCAAUAAUCCUACGUUAGCGUAUAGUACUCGAUACGAGACUCUACAGCAUCCAAAACUCAAAAAACUGGACGUAUCAAGAUGUAACCUUGAUCGACCCGGUCUUCAUGGUCUUCCGUCGUUGACGCAUGCCCGCCUUUCCCGCAAUACAAUUCGUUUACUGCCAGAUCGCAUUUUCGCCAAAAACAAGCAGCUGACGCACGUGUAUCUGAACGCGAACAAUUUGGAACGACUGAACGCCAGCACAUUCGAAGGUCUGGCGAAGCUCGAGGUGCUGGAUCUGUCCGCGAAUAGUUUUGAAGAAGUUCAUGCACUGGCGUUUCAGGAUAAUAUCGAACUCAGGCUCCUGAAUCUUUCCUAUAAUUCUCUGCGCCGAUUCCCAGAUCUGUCGUCUAGCGUUAUGACGCUGGACCUGUCCUACAAUCUAAUCAGUCGUCUCAGGGCGGACUCUCUGGAGGGCAUGCCCAUGAUCAGAAGCCUGAACUUGAAAGUCAAUCAUCUACAGUCGUUACCGCGCCGUUUAAGUUCGAGAGCGUUAAAAAUACUGGAUGUACAGAGAAACAGGCUCGUCGAGCUGCACAAUGAUACCUUUAUCGAAUUACCCUCGUUGCAAAAGCUCGACUUAUCAGGAAAUCGCUUGACGGAGGCGAUGGAUCCUGACGUAUUCCGAAACAAUCAAAAUUUGGCGGUAAUCCAUUUAGAGGAUAAUCCAUGGAGAUGCGACUGUACGCAGCUCUAUGUCACCUUUGAAUACUUAACGGAUCCUCCUCCCAAAAUUGUAGGAUCGACUUUGGUCUGCCAAAGUCCGGCGAACGUUUCCGGCUAUUCGUGGGAAGCCGCAUGUUUCAACGAAUGGAACACUGAUUUGUAUUACAACAAAGACAGAACUUGGGGGAUGGUAAUGAUCGGCUUGCUUAUUCUGGUCGUUCUGUGUGGCAGCGUAGUGUCGAUCAAGCAUACCCUGAAGAUAAAGAGAAGAUUCAGCGAGCAAAGGCGACAAGUGGAAAUAGAAGAGAGAGAAAGAUUACGACUUUUGCAAAGAAGAAAUCAACAUUUAGAGCGAGAAAUAGAAGAAUUGGAGACUCCGGAGGAAAUCAGAAUUAAUCCUCUAGAAUUAAUCGGGCCGCCUAGCUACGAGGAAGCGGUUCAAAUGACCAGGCUGGUUCGUUCCAUGGACGCUUUAGACGAGAUCUCCAUCGAAAAUGGCACUUUGCGCUCCAUAAAUUCCGUGGAUAAUCUACGGACGAAGAAGAGAAGAGCGAGGCGGCCCCGAAAACGAACUCAGAGCGAGGACGAUCUGCUGAGACGGGAAGAGCGCCGGCAGGAACGUAUUAGAAGAGAGAGAAAUAAUUCCAGCGGCAACAUAUGCGACACGGGUCAACCGCACAAUACGAAUCCCAGGAAUCCUAAGACCACUUCGGCGCGCAGAGCCAGGAGGCACAGCGCCGUGGACGAGGCCAUCGAGUCCAGUAGUAGCAAGGACAGGCCAAGGCCGCAGACUCCUACCUCAAGGAAGAGAAAGAGGCGACAGGUGUACAGAAACGAGCACGUGACCGACGACGAAGACUCCGACGUCCAGGUAAUGAGUUCCAACCGAUCCAUUAUCAUCAAGGAGCUCAAGAGAGAACCCAAGAGUGGCUAUAGAGAAUACUUCGUGGAACGCGAGAACUAAACUAUGUUUCAUUCGUUACUUUUGCUUCCAAGCUUACAAUAAAUUCACAUUUUUGGUACUUUAAUAGAAAUUUAAUAAAUAAAAUAUAAGAAAAGAGAGAGAAAA
This is a messenger RNA of Monomorium pharaonis (pharaoh ant), 2736 nucleotides long. RefSeq names its product leucine-rich repeat-containing protein 15. NCBI's taxonomy places the organism in Eukaryota, Metazoa, Arthropoda, Insecta, Hymenoptera, Formicidae. The record is from RefSeq and is a predicted model, not a curated record. The transcript has 6 exons. The coding region runs from base 274 to 2631 and encodes 785 amino acids. Gene Ontology annotation, molecular function: protein binding.